AUGAAAUGUAUUGUAAACAAUCAUAACCCAAACCAAUCCUCACCAGUUCUGAGAGGAAAAGUUGCCAUGGUGACUGGAUCAACCAGCGGAAUUGGUCUAAGCAUGGCGAAAAGUCUGGCACUGAGAGGCAGUGACCUUGUCAUUCAUGGGUUUGGGGAUCAGGCGACCAUUGACCAAAUUAAAUUAGAUUUUGAGAGAAAAUACAACGUCAAGUGUCACCACUUUCCGACGGAUCUGACCAAGCAGGAUGAAGUAGAAAAGAUGUUGCAGGAGAUUGCAGGACUGCAUCCGAAUGGAGUCGAUGUUCUCGUCAACAAUGCAGGUUUUCAGCACGUUUCGAAAGUCCAGGAAUUUCCAGUAGAGAAAUGGAACGAUUUGAUAGCUGUCCUGUUGACGGCACCCUUCCUUCUCUCGCGAUCUCUUCUGCCAAAGAUGUUGGAAAAAGGAUGGGGACGCAUUGUAAACAUUGCAUCUGUCCACAGUUUGAAAGCCUCGCCCUUCAAAGCAGCUUACUGCUCGGCCAAACACGGCCUGGCCGGGCUGACAAAGGUAAUUGCCCUAGAAACAGCCGGCAGUGGGGUGACGUGUAAUGCCAUCUCGCCAGGCUAUGUUGAAACGCCAAGUUUUAAUGAUGAUGAUUAUGAUGGCAAAUGUCUUUCCAGCGAUAAUAAUUUAAUCUUUUUAAACCACAAACAGAAACAGUUCCUUUCUUCUUUCCAUCCAUCGAAGGAGGCAGUUAAAGUUGAACAGCUAGCAGAGAUGUGUGUGUUCCUAUGCAGUGAUGCCGGCACUCAAAUAACCGGGUCCAACUUUGUUAUGGACGGAGGCUGGAAUGCUAAGUGA
Molecule: messenger RNA, 843 nt
Organism: Helobdella robusta
Lineage: Eukaryota; Metazoa; Annelida; Clitellata; Rhynchobdellida; Glossiphoniidae
Exons: 7
Coding region: 1-843 (280 amino acids)
Molecular function (GO): oxidoreductase activity
Source: RefSeq, a predicted model, not a curated record